Molecule: messenger RNA, 237 nt
Organism: Caenorhabditis remanei
Lineage: Eukaryota; Metazoa; Nematoda; Chromadorea; Rhabditida; Rhabditidae
Exons: 2
Coding region: 1-237 (78 amino acids)
Source: RefSeq, a predicted model, not a curated record
AUGUCUCACGCCAACCCGUCUCAGGACAUCCCUUUCCGUGGGCUCUUCGGGGACAACAAUAGUAAUGAGUGUCCUGUCACAUAUCGUCAAUACAUCGAAUAUCGGGACCGGCUUAAUAACCUCGCAACACUAAAUUAUUUGGAGGAACUCGGAAUUCCAGACGUAAAGGAGAGUGUGUCGAAGUGGUUGGACGAUGCCAACCACGGACCCAACUAUCACUACGAUAGGAUUCAAUAA